This is a messenger RNA of Penicillium cinerascens, 1605 nucleotides long. Its product is annotated as NADPH-adrenodoxin reductase. Bases 1 to 1605 code for a protein of 534 amino acids. Gene Ontology annotation, cellular component: mitochondrion. The transcript is spliced from 3 exons. NCBI's taxonomy places the organism in Eukaryota, Fungi, Ascomycota, Eurotiomycetes, Eurotiales, Aspergillaceae. The record is from RefSeq and is a predicted model, not a curated record. Gene Ontology annotation, biological process: ubiquinone biosynthetic process.
AUGCUGGACCGCGCAUUCGUCUGUGCUCAAUGCACAGCGCGGCUUACGCACCGCUCUGUCUUUCGCAUUAAGACGCCCUUUUACUCGGCAUCUCGCCGCCUGAGCAGCAAUGCUACCCCCGACCGUCCCGUCCGCGUUGCCAUUGUGGGCUCAGGGCCCGCGGGAUUCUACGCGGCUUCGCGCUUGUUGAGCAAGCAGCAGAAUGCGAUGGUUGAUAUGUAUGAGAAGCUUCCGGUACCGUUUGGAUUAGCUCGCUACGGUGUGGCCCCAGACCAUCCCGAGGUAAAGAAUUGCGAGGAGAAAUUCACAGAAGUCGCCACGUCCCCACGCUUCAAUUUUGUCGGCAAUAUCGACCUCGGUCACGACCUGCCUCUGACUGCGCUUAAACCACAUUACGAUGCCAUUUUGUUUGCAUACGGAGCAUCUCAAGAUAAAGAGCUUGGAAUUCCGGGGGAAAAGUCUGCCCGAAAUGUACAUUCGGCCCGUGCCUUUGUCGGGUGGUACAACGGUCUUCCUGAGCACCGCGAUCUAGAACCCGACCUGACCAGCGGCGAAGAUGCCGUGAUUGUCGGUCAGGGUAAUGUGGCACUUGAUGUGGCCAGAAUCUUACUUACGGAUGUGGAUGCCCUUCGGAGUACUGAUAUUGCCGACUACGCCCUUGAGGCUUUGUCCAAGAGCCGCAUUAAGCGAGUGCGAGUGGUUGGCCGCCGAGGACCACUGCAGGCCUCAUUUACUAUCAAAGAACUUCGUGAACUGCUGCAGUUACCUUCCGUCGCCUUCGACCCGAUCCCGAAAGACGUCUUUCCUCCCGAGGAUGUCGUAGACGCGUUGCCCCGAGCGCAGAAGCGUCUGAUGCAGCUGCUCGGUAAAGGCUCAGCCAAUGAUCCUCAGACUUCAACCAAGUCUUGGUCACUGGAUUUCCUUCUCUCCCCCGACUCUCUCCAUUCGUCACCGGUCCACCCGUACAAUCUCUUCCAAGCCAGAUUCUCCUGCAACCAGCUCGACCCUGCAAAUCCACACAGUCCUAGCUCCAAGGUCACACCCAAAUGUCUGCCCGAUGGGAAAGCUGCCAUGGUAAACCUCAACGCCAGCGUCUUCUUCCGCAGUGUCGGCUACAAGUCGCUGCCCCUGCCCGGAUUAGACGAUAUUGGUAUUCGAUUUGAUGAUCAGCGCGGUGUGAUUCCCAAUGAUGGUUUCGGUCGAGUGAGGAGUCCCUCAAGCCCCUCAAAUAUGGGAGAGCGCCAAAAGCUACCGGACGGUUCUUUGAUUACUCACCUGGCCGGCUUGUACUGCGCCGGGUGGGUCAAACGCGGCCCAACGGGGGUCAUCGCCUCGACCAUGACGGAUGCCUUUACCACGGCCGACUCGAUCAUGCAGGACCUAGCUAACUAUAAUGGCUCUAGCUCAUUGUUACAUGCUCCUGGGCACAGUAGCGGUCUUGGUUGGGACGGAGUCAAGGCCGAGGCAGAGCGCCGCGGUCUCCGGCCAACGUCCUGGAAGGACUGGCAACGUAUCGACGCCGUUGAGCGGGAGCGCGGUAAGCAAAAGGGCAAGAUUCGAGAUAAAAUGGGGCGUGUAGAAGAAAUGCUGGAGGUUAUUGAUUGA